GGAGCAUUCCCAAGGUCGGCCAUACUUGAAAUAUACCGGGAGAUCCCACGCGGAUGUUUGUUGUUACUGGCAGUUUUAAAAGAUCACGAUGCCGUACGCAAAUCAACCAACUAUACAUGUUUCCGAAUUGACCGACGAAAAUAUAAAGUUUGUUCUUGAGGAUACAGAUCUAAGCACUGCCAAUGCUAUGAGAAGAGUUGUGAUCGCUGAGGUUCCCACUCUCGCCAUUGAUUGGGUCCAGAUUGAGGCAAACUCUAGUGUCCUUCAUGAUGAGUUCAUAGCACAUCGAGUGGGUCUCAUCCCUCUGACCAGUGAUGAGGUGGUGGACAGGAUGCAGUACUCCAGGGAUUGCACAUGUGAUGAGUUUUGUCCCGAAUGUUCAGUGGAGUUCCAGCUGGAAGUGAAGUGUACAGAUGAUCAGACGCGGCACGUCACCACAGCAGAUAUGAUCUCCAGUAACCCUAAAGUUGUCCCGGUGACAUCCAAGCACAGAGAGGAAGAAGGAUAUGGUGAAACAGAUGAUAUCCUGAUAGUAAAGCUACGCAAGGGACAGGAGUUGAAGUUACGAGCAUUUGCCAGGAAGGGGUUUGCCAAGGAGCAUGCUAAGUGGAAUCCCACCAGUGGAGUGGCGUUUGAAUAUGACCCAGAUAACGCCCUACGCCACACCGACUAUCCCAAACCUGAGGAGUGGCCAAAAAGUGAAUACUCAGAGUUACCAGAUGAUGAGUUUGAGGCACCAUACGACAUGAGUGGAAAACCCAACAAAUUUUUCUUCAAUGUUGAAUCCUGCGGAGCUUUAAAACCAGAAAACAUUGUAUUCAGUGGACUCUCUGUACUGAAAAAUAAACUCAGUAAUUUACAAACUCAGCUCAGUCAUGAAAUCCAGAGUGAUGUGUUGACAAUUUAGAUGCUGUGUUGACAGCGAAAGAUGAAUGUAUAAUACUUUUUAUUGUUUCUGAACUUUCUGGUGAAUUAUGACUAUGUUAUGUCCUCAUUACAAAAACCACUGGUCACAGAUAGUUCACUUGUAACUGAGGGAAAUGGACCCCGAUUGCUUCAGAGAAGUUACUGUGUAUUGACAAAUCUUGUGAAACUGUAAAUACUUGUAAACACAGAAUUUUUUCUUCACAUUAAUUAAAACAAAAAUAUUCAACCACUUUUGAGAACAAGUACUGUAUGAUAUGUAGAUAGAUGUAGAAGAUUUUAGAAUCUGAUUUAUACAAUAGUGAUGCAGUAUACAACCUGUAUUAUUUUGUGAGAAAAACUAAGUAAAAUAUUUUUUUCUAAAGACAGUGUAAAUAAUAAAGAAAAUAUUGAAGAACCAUCUUUCCAUACAUUUAUUAUUCACUAUAAGUUAAACAAUCAACAUAAGAAAGCAGCACAAUUUCUUUGUCACAUCCUGUUAUAUUGUACGCACCAUAUCAGUAUCAUGACAUCUGUAUUUAAUGAGUUUGUUUUGAAAACGGUUAAGAAUUUACAUUGAAAUGUACAUGUGGCAGCAGGAAAGGCAAUUUUACAAUACUGACAUUAACUGUUUUAAUACACAUUUGUUCACUGAAGCAAAUGAAUAAAGUACGAUAGUUGAUAUACUGCACCAUGGCACUAUUGCAAACGUGAAAAAAAAAAUGCGUUGCAUGCCAGUCCACAGAUUCAAAAUUUAAUCUUGGAGUUUUGAGUAAUUGAAUUGGAUGAUAUUUCAUAUUCUUACAGAUAAUCCAGUGAAUAAUAAUAACAAUAAGUUUCUUCUGGGGAUUCAUGGCCUCUAGCAGAUAGCACUUACCUGCAUAUUACAAAAAAUUAUUAUUAUUAUAUGUUAGUACUAUUAUUUAUGGCAUGCUUAAGCCAGUGAAUUCUAUACAUAUAGCAAGAGUCAAGCAAGUUGUCUUUGUGUUUGGCAAAUUCCUCCUAGUUUCAAACAGGUGAUCACGGUGUAGAAGAGCAGACUAUGCGGGGGGUCCCCUCAGAACUGAACACUGAAUUCCAGUGAAUUCCACACAUACAGUAAGAGCAGAAGUUGCCUUUUUGUUUGUCAAGGUCCCUUUUGUUUCUAUUGUCAUUUCUGCGUAGUAGAGCAGACUAAGCGGCAGGUCCCCUCAGCACUGGGUCACUCUUGAAACACAUCAGCUGGAACUUCAUCCUGGUCUUAAAAUUGUUGAUCAAAUC
Lingula anatina is the source of this 2163-nucleotide messenger RNA. Its product is annotated as DNA-directed RNA polymerase II subunit RPB3. Gene Ontology annotation, molecular function: protein dimerization activity. Lineage: Eukaryota; Metazoa; Brachiopoda; Lingulata; Lingulida; Lingulidae. The record is from RefSeq and is a predicted model, not a curated record. Gene Ontology annotation, biological process: transcription by RNA polymerase II. Gene Ontology annotation, cellular component: RNA polymerase II, core complex.